This is a messenger RNA of Brugia malayi, 1842 nucleotides long. RefSeq names its product Glycosyl hydrolases family 2, sugar binding domain containing protein. Bases 1 to 1842 code for a protein of 613 amino acids. The record is from RefSeq and is a predicted model, not a curated record. The transcript is spliced from 13 exons. Gene Ontology annotation, biological process: glucuronoside catabolic process; carbohydrate metabolic process. Gene Ontology annotation, molecular function: carbohydrate binding; beta-glucuronidase activity. Lineage: Eukaryota; Metazoa; Nematoda; Chromadorea; Rhabditida; Onchocercidae.
AUGUUUCUAUUACUACUAUCAGUAUUGAUUCCUACAGUUUGCUCAAUACUACAAGUACAGCGGAAUGAGCGACGAUUCUACGAUCAGUUAGAUGGUUUGUGGACAUUUGUAAGGGAAAAGAGGAAUUCACCUUCCGUAGGUAUAAAUAACAAAUGGCAUUUGUUCGACUUGUCGCAAUUCGAGAACGCGACUGUGAUGCCGGUUCCAGCAGCUUAUAAUGACUUGACAGCAGAUCGUGAGGUACGUGAACACGUCGGUUGGGUUUGGUAUCAGCGUAGCUUUUUUGUCAGCGUACGUGACAAGUCAUAUCGACAUUUUGUUCGUUUUUCAAGUGUGCAGUAUUAUGCAGUUGUCUUUAUAAACGAUAAAAUUGUUGGCAUUCACGUGGGUGGUCAUCUACCGUUCGAGAUCGAUAUCACUUCUCACGUGUCGUUCGAUAAUGAAAAUCGUCUCACCGUAGCGGUGAACAAUACGAUGACCUCAAGGACAAUACCACCCGGUGAAUUUCGAUACAUUCAAAAGAAAUAUGGUGAAAGUAAACAAUAUCCCGAUGGAUUUUUUAAGCAGACGUGGAAUUUUGAUUUCUUCAACUAUGCUGGAAUACUACGACCCGUUUAUAUCACGCGGAAGCCAUUCACAUACAUUAACGAUAUUAGUAUUGAUGCCAGAGCAAAUGGAUUUUUCGGUUACAAAGUAAAUGUAAUAUCGAAUACUCAGUUUGGACGAAUUCAGAUUACAGUACUGGAUAAAUACGGUACGGUGAUAUUUGAAAGUAAUCGGUAUCAUUAUACCGGUCAUAUCAGUAAUAUCCAACCGUGGUGGCCACGUGAUAUGGGAGCUCCUGUUUUGUACAAUUUUGUGGUUCGAUUAACAAUCUCAAAUAUUUUAAUCGAUGUGUAUCGUUUACGGUUCGGUUUCCGUACCGUAAGUAUUUCGGAGGAUCAAACAUUCAUAAAUGGAAAACCAUUUUAUUGCCAUGGUUUUGGCAUGCAUGAAGAUUUCGAACUUCAUGGCCGUGGUUACAAUCCGGUUGUAAUGACCAAAGAUUUAAAUAUGUUGGAAUGGAUGAGCGGUAAUUGUUAUCGUACCUCACACUACCCGUAUAGUGAGGAAAUGGCUUUUGAAGCUGAUCGUCGUGGUAUUGCUGUUAUCACUGAAACACCUGCUGUUGGAUUAAGUUAUUUUACAAAGCAAAACAAAUUAUUGCACGCAGAAAUAAUACGUGAACUGAUUGAACGUGAUCGAAAUCAUCCGUCAACAAUUAUGUGGUCAUUAGCCAAUGAACCAAUGUCUAGUGAUCUAGCAGCUCGAUCAUAUUUCAGUGAACUUAUCAAUUUGACACAAACAACUGAUCCAACUCGACCUGUCACUGCUGUAUUGGCAGCAAGUUUUGAAUCUGAUCAAAUAGGUGAUCUACUUGAUAUAAUUUGCAUUAAUCGAUAUUUUGGUUGGUACAUUGACACUGGUUAUUUGGAAACCAUUAAUCAUAGUUGGGUAUUUGAAGUGAAUAAUUGGAAAUUAACAUAUAAUAAACCAAUUAUUGUAUCGGAAUAUGGCGCAGAAGCAUUACCAGGCUUAAAUCAGGAUCCAAGUCAUGCCUUUAGUGAACAAUAUCAACAAGAACUAUUGAAACAAACACACUAUGCAUUUGAUAUAUUACGAAAAACUCAUGCAAUUACCGGUGAAAUGAUUUGGAAUUUAGCUGAUUUUAUGACAGCUGAUGCUGUGACACGUGUAGUGGGUAAUCAUAAAGGAGUGUUGACACGUAAUCGACAACCCAAAAUGGCAGCGUAUGUUCUGAAAAAUCGCUAUGAAAAUUUGGAAAAAAAUGAAAGUUUAUGA